This is a messenger RNA of Anolis sagrei ordinatus, 2636 nucleotides long. RefSeq names its product FLVCR choline and putative heme transporter 2 (gene FLVCR2). NCBI's taxonomy places the organism in Eukaryota, Metazoa, Chordata, Lepidosauria, Squamata, Anolidae. Gene Ontology annotation, biological process: heme export; transmembrane transport. Gene Ontology annotation, cellular component: membrane. The record is from RefSeq and is a predicted model, not a curated record. Gene Ontology annotation, molecular function: heme transmembrane transporter activity; heme binding.
AGAAAAAAAAAAAAAGCUCGGAAGGCCGAGUCAGUGAGUGGACUUAAAAAGAGGGGAGGAAUGCGGAGCGGGAGAGGACUUCGCCGUCGAGGCCGGUGGCGAUCGGAGCUGGUGCUGGGAGAGCGGACGCGCGUGGGAGCCCUCCUCCUGCGGCCAUGGCGAACGGGGAGAGCGAGGACCCCGAGCUGCUCCGGGGCGCCAAGCCGGAGCCGGAGGGAGGCGCCGGGACGCCCAACGGGGCCCUGCCGGGCUCUCCUUCUCCUCCCUCCGCUCCCGAGGUGCGGCUCUGCCGUCGGCGCUGGCUGAUCGUGCUGCUCUUCAGCUCGUACUCCUUCUGCAACUCCUUCCAGUGGAUCCAGUACGGGAGCAUCAACUCCAUCGUGAGCAAGUUCUUCGGCGUGAGCGCCUUCGCCAUCGACUGGCUCUCCAUGUGCUACAUGGUGGUCUACAUCCCGCUGCUCUUCCCCGUGACCUGGCUGCUGGACAAGAAGGGCCUGCGCCUCAUCGCCCUGGCCGGCGCCGCCCUCAACUGCCUGGGCGCCUGGGUCAAGACCGGCAGCGCCCGCCCCCACCUCUUCCCCGUCACCGUCCUCGGCCAGGUGGUCUGCUCCCUCGCCCAGGUCUUCAUCCUCGGCAUGCCCUCGCGACUCGCCUCCGUCUGGUUCGGGCCCCGGGAAGUCUCCAGCGCAUGCGCCUUCGCUGUCUUCGGCAACCAGCUUGGUAUUGCAGUGGGUUUCCUUCUCCCUCCAGUUCUGGUUCCCAAUUCGGAUGAGAAGGAGGAGCUGGCCUAUCACAUUCGCAUCAUGUUUUUUAUGACUGCAGGUGUGGCAACGUUACUCUUCAUCUUAGUUGUCUUUGUUUUCCAGGAAAAACCUCCCUAUCCUCCAAGCCGGGCCCAGGCCAUGAUCCACUUGGCAGCACCUGAGGAGUAUUCCUACCUGCAGUCUAUUUUGCGACUGUUUCGCAAUGUCAACUUUAUGCUGCUGAUAGUCAGCUACGGCUUGAACGCAGGAUGUUUCUAUGCCCUUUCAACAAUGCUGAACCGUAUGGUGGUGCUGAAUUAUCCAGGAGAAGAAUUGAAUGCUGGCAGAAUUGGCCUCACUAUCAUAGUGUCGGGCAUGAUUGGAGCUUUGAUUACCGGAAUCUGGUUGGACAGAACCAAAAUGUAUAAGCAAACAACCCUGGUGGUUUAUAUUAUGACAUUUGUGGGAAUGGUGAUUUACACAUUUACUCUGGACCUAGGCUACAUCUGGGUGGUCUUUGUGACUGCAGGUGUGCUGGGUUUUUUUAUGACAGGUUACCUGCCACUGGGCUUUGAAUUUGCUGCUGAAUUGACAUACCCAGAGUCGGAGGGGACGUCAUCGGGCCUUCUCAAUGUAUCUGCACAGAUUUUUGGAAUCAUUUUCACAAUUAGCCAAGGACAGAUCAUUGAUGACUUCGGGACUCGAGCAGGAAAUCUCUUCCUCUGUGCCUUCCUGUUUGUCGGCACUAUUAUAACAGCUUUCAUCAAACCUGAUCUCCGGAGACAACAAGCCAAUCUAGAAAAUGAGCACACUAGACUCCAAGCCAGUAACAGUCAGAUAAUGAAUUAUGGAAUUGUUCCUUAACCCCAGCAUUUCCCAUCCCUGCCCAAUAACCCCCAAUUAAAGAAGAAAUUGGGAGACAUGCCUUUAGACCAGCGUAAUACCACUAUAUGAGGACUCAAAACUUGAAAGUGUUUGGUGGCAAAAUGAGGAAGUGGUGAUACUGCUGCUGCCAUUGGCCUCUGUUGACAUCUCUACCAUUUGCACCUCACAUAUGUAGUGGACCAGCCCCCAAGUCAAUCCACAUGUGCUAUUUAAGUUGCUGAGGAAUGAGAUCAGCAGGUCUUGAGUCACCUCCAAUGCGUGAACCAGCUUCUUUGCCCUGAAGGUAGCAGUUGACUUGUCUUGGGCACUGCAGCUGACUCCUGAAUCCAGCAUUGCUUCAGUUAUAUACUUGAUGGACUAAGAACUACUCUCUGAUCAUCCAUGGAUGUGUUCUGUAGACACUCAGAACAGGAUGCGAAAUGGAUCGAGAGGAAGAUUCUUGCUCCUCAGGGAGAACUAGAAAGCCCUUGCUCUGUGAGCAGACCUAAAUGAAGUUCAACCCUCGACUUUCCCAUAGAGGACCAAUGACAGCGGGAACACAACUCUGUUGAGAGAGCAUUUUUUCAAUCCAGUCUAGCAGAUACGUAUUUUUAAAUUAACGAGCCAUCCAGUUCUUGUGGGUUUUUUCGGGCUAUAUGGCCAUGUUGAACGAGCCAUCAUUUUUAAAUGCAAAAGCUCUAUUUUGUACCCUCUCUAAAAAUGCUUGGGGGCAAUUUGUUUUAAGCAAUACUGGGAAAUCACAUUCUUCCAUAAGCAAUACUGGGAAAUUGUAUAUUUUCUUCCAUAGACUCAUGUUGUUGGGAGAGAUCUCAUGGGCCAUCCAGUCCAACCCCCUGCCAAGAGGCAGGAAAAUUGCAUUCAAAGCACCCCUGACAGAUGGCCACCCAGCCUCUGUUUAAAAGCCUCCAAAGAAGGAACCUCCACCACACUAGAUAUCAUUUGGCCCUAUUAAGGUAUAGCUUUUUUACAGUUAAUUGGGAUGCAGAAAUAAAACAAGGUUUCCACUUA